AUGGCGCCAAUUGCCGAACCCAGGGCCGAAUUGGCUCCGCUGCCCAAGGCAGACGGCUCAGCAACAUACUCAUACAGCGGCUACACCGUGACUGGCGCCGUCAACGGACCGAUCGAGGCCCAACGGCGCGAUGAGAAUCCGUUUGAGGCUCUCAUCGACGUCAACGUCCGCCCUGCGGCGGGUGUGGGAGCUGACGAGGGCAUCUGGCGGGAUACAGGCACGGCGGAGAGACUGCUCGAGUCGAUUCUGCAGCGAGCGCUCCGGCAGCUCAUCCCCAUCAGAAACUUUCCGCGCUCCAUGAUUCAAAUAACGCUGCAAGUCACGGAGACGCCCGAAAACGCUUACGCAAACACCAAAGUGGUUCAGGCCCAGCUGAACCUCGCCAUCAUCCCCGCGUUGCUGCACGCCGCCAUUCUCAGCCUGCUCACGGCGGCUAUUCCUCUCAAGACGAUUGCUACGGCCGUCACGCUCGCUGUGCCCAGCGACCACGGAGACGGCAGCAGCAGCAGCAGCAGCAGCAGCAGCAGCAGCAACAUCGUCGUGGACCCCAGCGCGCGCGAGGCCGACACGGCCCGCUCGCUGCACGUCCUGGGCUACACGGCGGACAACGAGCUGCUGCUGGCGGAGAGCCAGGGCGCCUUUAACGUGGACGAGUGGGAGGCGGUGCUGCAGACGGGCCAGCAGGCGUGCUGCCGGGCGGUGCGGCAGGAGCUCGGGGAGGACACGGCCAUGGCGGACGGCGGGCUCGAGGCGCCGAGCAUUCGAGCCUUUGUGCGGUCGGUGAUGGAGACCAAGAUUGCUGAGGAUUUCGCUUGGAAGUGA
This is a messenger RNA of Beauveria bassiana ARSEF 2860, 822 nucleotides long. Its product is annotated as exosome complex subunit Rrp46. Gene Ontology annotation, biological process: nuclear mRNA surveillance; rRNA catabolic process; U4 snRNA 3'-end processing. The transcript is spliced from 3 exons. Gene Ontology annotation, cellular component: nucleolus; cytoplasmic exosome (RNase complex); nuclear exosome (RNase complex). The coding region runs from base 1 to 822 and encodes 273 amino acids. Lineage: Eukaryota; Fungi; Ascomycota; Sordariomycetes; Hypocreales; Cordycipitaceae. The record is from RefSeq and is a predicted model, not a curated record.